CCUGCAGAACCUUGGACAGAAGCUCCGGAGCCGCCGCCGCCGCCGCCGAGCGCGAGCCCCGCCGAGCCCCGCCGAGCUCCGGGACCGCGGCGUCGAGCCGCGGCGCGCAUUGCAGAGGGUGCAGAGCGCAGGAGCCACCUGCUCGAUCCGAAGGGGCGGCACGCGACCCCGUGAGCGCCCCGGCCUCCGCCUGGCCGCCUCGGGCUCAGUGAAGUGUUUCGUCCCUCCGGCCGGCAGGCUGGGCGCGCAGGGGCGCAGGUCCCCGCCCGGCGCGCAGCGGCACCAUGGGCACGGUGCUGUCCCUGUCCCCCAGCUACCGGAAGGCCACGCUGUUUGAGGAUGGCGCGGCCACGGUGGGCCACUACACGGCCGUGCAGAACAGCAAGAACGCCAAGGACAAGAACCUGAAGCGGCACUCUAUCAUCUCCGUGCUGCCUUGGAAGAGGAUCGUGGCCGUGUCGGCCAAGAAGAAGAACUCCAAGAAGGUGCAGCCCAACAGCAGCUACCAGAACAACAUCACGCACCUCAACAAUGAGAACCUAAAGAAGUCGCUGUCGUGCGCCAACCUGUCCACGUUCGCCCAGCCCCCACCGGCGCAGCCGCCCGCACCCCCUGCCAGCCAGCUCUCCGGCUCCCAGACCGGGGUCUCCUCCUCCGUCAAGAAGGCCCCGCAUCCUGCCGUCACCUCCUCAGGGACGCCCAAACGGGUCAUCGUCCAGGCGUCCACCAGCGAGCUGCUGCGCUGCCUGGGUGAGUUUCUCUGUCGCCGGUGCUACCGCCUGAAGCACCUGUCCCCCACGGACCCUGUGCUCUGGCUGCGCAGCGUGGACCGCUCGCUGCUCCUGCAGGGCUGGCAGGACCAGGGCUUCAUCACGCCCGCCAACGUGGUCUUCCUUUACAUGCUCUGCCGGGAUGUCAUCUCCUCCGAGGUGGGCUCCGACCACGAGCUCCAGGCCGUCCUGCUGACCUGCCUGUACCUCUCCUACUCCUACAUGGGCAAUGAGAUCUCCUACCCACUCAAGCCUUUCCUGGUGGAGAGCUGCAAGGAGGCCUUUUGGGACCGCUGCCUCUCCGUCAUCAACCUCAUGAGCUCCAAGAUGCUGCAGAUCAACGCCGACCCCCACUACUUCACACAGGUGUUCUCCGACCUGAAGAACGAGAGUGGCCAGGAGGACAAGAAGCGGCUCCUCCUAGGGCUGGACCGGUGAGCCCGCGAGCCUGCAUCACGGCUCAAGGAUUCAAUUCAUUUUUAAAAAUUUAUUAUUAAAUCAGA
Molecule: messenger RNA, 1273 nt
Organism: Kogia breviceps (pygmy sperm whale)
Lineage: Eukaryota; Metazoa; Chordata; Mammalia; Artiodactyla; Physeteridae
Gene: CDK5R1
Product: cyclin dependent kinase 5 regulatory subunit 1
Biological process (GO): axon guidance; brain development
Cellular component (GO): protein kinase 5 complex; cytoplasm; growth cone
Molecular function (GO): cyclin-dependent protein serine/threonine kinase activator activity; protein kinase binding
Source: RefSeq, a predicted model, not a curated record